Messenger RNA from Cynocephalus volans (Philippine flying lemur), 1456 nucleotides. Its product is annotated as histone H2B type 1-C/E/F/G/I-like. Gene Ontology annotation, cellular component: nucleosome. NCBI's taxonomy places the organism in Eukaryota, Metazoa, Chordata, Mammalia, Dermoptera, Cynocephalidae. The coding region runs from base 579 to 1052 and encodes 157 amino acids. The transcript is spliced from 3 exons. The record is from RefSeq and is a predicted model, not a curated record. Gene Ontology annotation, molecular function: structural constituent of chromatin; protein heterodimerization activity; DNA binding.
UGCCGGCGGCGGACCCCUGGUGGUUCCCAGAACCCGAGGACAGGGCCCUCUUUUUUUUUUUUUUUUUUUUUAAAGAUGACCGGUAAGGGGAUCUUAACCCUUAACUUGGUGUUGUCAGCACCACGCUCACCCAGUGAGCCAACCGGUCUUCCCUAUAUAUAGGAUACGAACCCGUGGCCUUGGUGUUAUCAGCACCGCACUCUCCCCAGUGAGCCACCGGCCGGCCCUUGGGCCCUCUUUUUGGCCGUCUACCGGAUACCCGGAGAGUGUGAACAAUUCAUUUGUAGAUAAAAACAGAGAGACAAGAAGUUUGAAGACCGAAAAGCGGGGCAGCAACUCUCUUAGUGUUUUUGCCCCUCUCCUGACUUUCUGACGGCUGAAACCGACAAGAAGAGGGGGAGAGAAAAAGCUGGAAGAAAAUUUCGGCUUCAAUCUGCCAGCGUCUCUGCUUUCUUCUUGGGGAGCUGCCACUUCCCCUUGUCUCCAGUGGCCGAAGACUCCUUAUAACUUCAAGGACAACGUGCUUGCACCACCUUUAUUGUUCUCACGUUUGUUGAGCACUUUGUCCAGGUCCUGUGAUGCCUUGUAGAAUAGGAGUAAUGCCACAGCACUCUGGUCUUGCUUCUGAUGCUGUGGAAAUCCUUCCAAAAUUGCACCAAACCGGAGUUAGAAUGCCUGAGCCAGCCAAGUCCACUUCGGCCCCGAAGAAAGGCUCCAAGAAGGCGGUGACCAAGGCGCAGAAAAAGGACGGCAAGAAGCGCAAGCGCAGCCGCAAGGAGAGCUACUCCGUGUACGUGUACAAGGUGCUGAAGCAGGUCCACCCCGACACCGGCAUCUCGUCCAAGGCCAUGGGCAUCAUGAACUCCUUCGUGAACGACAUCUUCGAGCGCAUCGCGGGGGAGGCGUCGCGGCUGGCGCAUUACAACAAGCGCUCGACCAUCACCUCCAGGGAGAUCCAGACGGCCGUGCGCCUGCUGCUGCCCGGGGAGCUGGCCAAGCACGCCGUGUCCGAGGGCACCAAGGCCGUCACCAAGUACACCAGCUCCAAGUAAAUGUAUCGAGAGGUACUGCUAAAGCCAAAGGCUCUUUUCAGAGCCACUCGCCGUUUUCAUAAUCGGAGCUGCGCACUAGCACGUGUUCCUGGAAAUCUGGCAUUCACUUAGCAUUAAGAGCAACGUUAACGAAAGCGUUACUAGUUAUCAGUUCUUGGACGGUAGACCCGCCGCAUACGGUUCUGACAGUCGUGUCCUCCCUCUGGGUUCCCAGCUGUGUAAGCGAACGUGGACUGAAGCACUUAACUCUCCAAGCCUUUGAAAUUUUCCUGUAGGGCAGGCCCCACGGCUCACUCGAGAUAGUGCGGCCACGGGUUCGGAUCCUAUAUAGGGAUGGCCGGUGCGCUCACUGGCUGAGCGUGGUGCAGACCCCACGGUGCUGAGGGUUGUGAUCCCCUUACCGG